AUGAUAAUUUUAUUGCUGAUUUAAACAUGCUACAGUUCCAGUUUAUUUGACAACUCAACUCUUAAUAACAUUACCGACCUAUUCACUAGAUGUAAAAUGAAAGGCGAGAAUCAAGACAAUCUAUUAUUUCAGUGUUCAUAAAUGAAUGCCAUAAUUCCUAAAUCCCAAUUAAAUCAAGAUUCUGUCUACGCCUAUUCCUUCAACACAACAGAAGAUGUCUAACUAAGCAAUAUGCUUCUUAGUGAAUUGCUUAUAGACCCAGAGACACUAUCCUACCAAAUUAAAUUACUAGUUUUAUAUUAUUCAUAUUAUGGGAAUUUGCUGUAGAUGAUCCAGUCACUUUCCAUCAACAAAUAUUCAUUCUAUAAUUACUAGGCAACUGCAAUCGAUGGAACUUUGAAUAUGAUUGGACUUCUAAUGAGUCAUGUAAAUGAGCAUUAUAUUACAUGUUAUUUUAUACCAAUCCAUCCAAGUAGAGUGAAUUCUUUUCCUUUGAAGGCACAUAACUUUACUUGCACUUCAACUUGUGUUAUCAAAGGGUUUUCACAAUACUAUAAUAAACAGAGGAAUAGUUUGAUUAUUGUAAUUGCAGAGGAGGACAUAUUAAACAUAUUGGAGUACUCUUUUUUGGAUUGGCAAUUGAGAUUCGUUUCACAAUAUUAGAUUGCAGAAUUGAUUUAAAAAAAUGAUUUAAUUUUGAAGACCUAAUAAUUUGAAGACUAUCUACUGGUUGAAUUAAAAACCUGUUAAGCCUUGUUUCAUAUUUCCUCCAUUCUUUAUGAGGUUCAACUCUUGUAUUUAUUCUCAAAUUCUCCACUAUUCGUUGAUCAAAAGUCGAAUCUAGUAUUUCAGAAGUCCUAUCAUCAAACUCUAGUUUACUCCAUAGACAAUACCCCAAAUUGGUUCACCUUAAAAUAGGUUAACUUCCUUUAGAUCAUCGAUGUCCCCUUCACUAAUUCGAUUAUAGUUCAAGAUGAAAAGUAAUUUGUUUUUGUUUAUGACAACUUCCGCUUAUUAAAAGUGCAACUAGAUAGAAAUGAAAACGUAAAUCAAUAAAGCAACUGUCCAAAUACAUUUACUUCAUUUCCACAUCCAAAUUCUUAAUCCUUAGAAUAUUAGUUCUAAUUCUUGGAUGAGAAUUGGGAGUAAAAUAAAAAUAACCUCGAACCUCUUGAAGAAUUGUAGAAUUAUACUUCAUGUAUCAAACCAUGCGACCUCUUGUAUUUUAACUAUGACAUUCAGAUGGUCCCAUACGAACAAUAGUGUAUUAGUUCUGAACUAUAUCAAUAAUUUACUGAUUACUGCAGUAUAUAAAAUAGUUGCUUGAAAUGCAAUAACUAAAUUGGAUGCAAUUGGGAUAAUGAUGCUUGUCAUAAGGAAACCCAAAUGUAUUAAAUAGAUCUCUCUUCAAAUGAGUAAAGUUCUAAAUGGUAUUACGGUAAGAUAUGGAAGUGUGAGGAAACACAAUAAUAAAAUACUGACGUCUUUUGUGGAUAUAACUAAACUGAAUUUUCAGAAAAUAAGGAGUUCACCUAUCAAGGAUAAAUAAGAAAAGGACAAAUGUGCUCUUGGUUUUAUGAUGCUAAUGAAUUCCAGUAAUUCAACUUGUUUUUCAAGGCUGAUCUUGUGAAUCUCCCUUCCUUCAUUUAGAUAUCAAUUUGUUUAGGAUUGAGUAAGAAUGAAAUUUGUUCAUAGAUCAAUUUCGAACCAUGGGAUUUCAAUUAGACAACUACCUAUCCAUUCAAGGGAUAUUACUUUAGAUAUACAAUCAUAUUUAUUGAGGAUAAUUUGGCAAAUAACAUCUCGUUUUCCUUUUCAAAUUCUGCUCCAAUAUCAAUGGGGGAUAGACUGAAACAAUCACUGUUAUAAAUGUUGACUUGGCUGUGCUGUGGGAUAUUGCUAUUUUGCAUAAUGGGAUACAUGGCUAAGAGAAGAUUACAAUAUUUGGUGGCUUAGACGAUAGAUAAUGAUCUCAAUUAAAUAGCACCCUAUAUGUAGCAUUAGGUUCCUUUGAAUGAUGAUAGAUUGAAAACUGUGAUGCAGAAUUUGAUUGACCAAGAAAUAAUUACUAAAUACCCAUCUGAUCCUUCAUUGUUGUUGUAUGGAGAGGACUCAUGUGCUUUUUGUUUUGACUAAUUUGAUGUCUCUCAAUUCGUUGCUCAACUAUUUUGUGGACAUGUUUACCAUUACGAUUGUUUUGAAGAUUGGAUAAGAAUUAAGGGGAUGCUUGAUAAAUGCCCGAUUUGCAAUCAGAAAGUGGAUCAUUUCUUAGCCAACAAGGAAGAGUAUGCAAUUAUUAAGUCUUAAAUAUUGGAUAGAAUAAAUGAAUCGGAGAAGCAUACCACUCAUUUAAUCGAAUGA
Messenger RNA from Paramecium tetraurelia, 2361 nucleotides. RefSeq lists its product as uncharacterized. The record is from RefSeq and is a predicted model, not a curated record. The transcript is spliced from 3 exons. NCBI's taxonomy places the organism in Eukaryota, Ciliophora, Oligohymenophorea, Peniculida, Parameciidae.